Strongylocentrotus purpuratus (purple sea urchin) is the source of this 3811-nucleotide messenger RNA. Its product is annotated as zygotic DNA replication licensing factor mcm6-B. Gene Ontology annotation, cellular component: MCM complex; nucleus. Gene Ontology annotation, molecular function: single-stranded DNA binding; ATP binding; single-stranded 3'-5' DNA helicase activity. NCBI's taxonomy places the organism in Eukaryota, Metazoa, Echinodermata, Echinoidea, Camarodonta, Strongylocentrotidae. Gene Ontology annotation, biological process: double-strand break repair via break-induced replication; mitotic DNA replication; DNA replication initiation. The record is from RefSeq and is a predicted model, not a curated record.
GCCCUACGACAUUUAGAUUCUAGGUAACAACAUUUAGGAGAGAAUCAUUUGCUGGAUUGUUUUCUUACGUAGAAAUUCAAUUUCUUAUCAACGAUGGAUGUUGCCGAUCAAAGAACCGGAAUUACUCAAGUGAAGGAUGACGUUGCAGAGAAAUGUCAGAAGCUGUUUCAAGAUUUUUUAGAAGAAUUCACAGUGGACGAUGAUGUGAAAUAUUUGAGAGAUGUCCAGGAGUUGAUCCGACCAGAGAGGAAUACUCUUAACGUGAGCUAUGAAGACAUCCAGGAAUAUAAUCAACAGCUUGCAACCACCAUACAAGAGGAAUACUACAGAGUGUAUUCUCAUCUCUGCCGAGCGGUGAGGAACUUUGCUCGUGAUCACACACAGGUUCCACCUAACAAGGAGUUCUACAUUGCCUUUGAAGACUUACCAACCAGACACAAAGUUCGUGAGAUGACCACGGCUAAGAUCGGUACUCUGAUUCGAAUCAGUGGUCAAGUCGUCCGAACUCAUCCUGUCCAUCCUGAGCUGGUCAGUGGAACGUUUGUCUGUCUCGAUUGCCAGACACAGAUCAAAGAUGUGGAGCAGCAGUUUAAAUUCACACAGCCCACCAUAUGCAGGAAUCCAGUAUGUGCCAACAGAAGCCGUUUCAUGCUGGACACGAACAAGUCUCGCUUUGUGGACUUCCAGAAGGUCAGAAUCCAAGAGACACAAGCAGAGCUACCAAGGGGAAGCAUACCACGCAGUGUUGAAGUUGUCUUGCGAGCAGAAGCCGUAGAGCGCCCCCAGGCAGGCGAUAAAUGUGAUUUCACCGGAACCCUCAUCGUAGUACCUGAUGUAUCGACGCUCUCCAUGCCAGGUGCACGUGCAGAGACAGCAGCCCGUGGUAAGGGUGGUGCAGGGUUUGAUCAAGAGGGUGUGAGGGGACUCAAGGCUUUAGGUGUAAGGGAUCUAUCUUACAGGUUAGCCUUCUUGGCUAACUAUGUCACAGCAUCGAACCCAAGGUUUGGUGGACGAGACAUGCGAGGCGAGGAGAUGACUGCGGAAGCCAUCAAGAAACAGAUGACGGAUCAAGAAUGGCAGAAGGUUUAUGAAAUGAGUCAAGACAAGAACCUCUACCACCACCUCAUCACGAGUCUCUUCCCAACCAUUCAUGGUAAUGAUGAAGUGAAGAGAGGUAUUCUGCUGAUGUUAUUUGGGGGAGUUCCCAAGACAACGAUGGAAAAAACCAGUCUCCGUGGUGAUGUAAACGUGUGCGUUGUUGGUGACCCCAGUACAGCCAAAAGCCAGCUUCUCAAAGCUGUUGAAGAGUUUAGUCCAAGAGCAGUAUACACCAGUGGAAAGGCCAGCUCUGCCGCAGGUCUCACAGCAGCCGUAGUCAGGGAUGAAGAAACAUCAGAGUUUGUCAUCGAGGCUGGUGCGUUGAUGUUGGCUGAUAAUGGUGUGUGUUGCAUCGAUGAGUUUGACAAGAUGGACGUCAAGGAUCAGGUGGCUAUACAUGAAGCCAUGGAACAACAGACGAUCUCCAUCACAAAGGCUGGCGUCAAGGCCACUCUCAACGCUCGUACCUCCAUCCUGGCAGCUGCCAACCCCAUCGGAGGGCGCUAUGACAAGACAAAACCACUCAAGCAGAACAUCCAGCUGUCCGCUCCUAUCAUGUCCAGAUUCGACCUUUUCUUCAUCCUUGUGGAUGAAUGCAAUGAGGUGACCGACUAUGCCAUUGCCAGACGUAUUGUGGACCUGCAUGCUAGGAGGGAGGAGAGUGUGGAGAGGCAUUACUCGGUAGAAGACAUGCAGAGAUACCUCAUGUUUGCCAGACAGUUCAAGCCAACAAUCACCAAGGAAUCCCAGGACUUCAUGGUGGAUGAAUACCGUCGUCUGAGACAGCGAGACAGCGGGUCGACCACGUCGUCAUGGCGCAUCACCGUCCGUCAGCUCGAGAGCAUGAUCCGCCUCUCGGAGGGAAUGGCAAGGUUACACUGCCAGGACGAGGUCCAGCCCAAGCACGUGAAGGAGGCCUUCCGUCUCCUCAAUAAAUCCAUCAUCCGGGUCGAACAACCGGUCAUCAACUUUGAAGAGGAGGAAGACGAUGGGCCCCAACUGGACGAGGAUACAGCGACCCCGGUGGAAGCCAUGGAAACGGACACGCCUCCCACCCAGGAGCAGACGACGCAAGAUUCUGCGGCUCCUAGCCCCAAGAAGAAGGGAUUGCACAUGUCGUUUGAAGAGUACAAGAUGACGUCAAACCUACUUGUUAUCUACAUGAGACAACAGGAGGAGAAGGAAGAGGAAGGCUUUGAAGGGGUAAGAAAGAGUGACGUGGUGAACUGGUACCUGAAGGAGAUGGAGGAGGAGAUUGAGACGGAAGAGGAGCUCAUCGAGAAGAAGACCAAGGUCGAGAAGGUCAUCGACAGACUGGUUCAUAGGGAUCAUGUGAUCAUUGAGCUAGCCAAGACAGGACUGAAGACAAGACGAGUCGGUACCCCCGCCGUAGAGGGUGAAGAGAUGAUUACUGAAGAGGACCCUCUACUGGUUGUCCAUCCGAACUUCUCCAUCGAAGACUAGACCUCCCGGAAGACUGAAUGCUAAAUUAUUGAUAUGAACUAUUAACGGGUUGUGAUGUCACUUGUGGUGAUGAGACUGCAACGGAGAUGGGAUAUGACUGGAGCUCAUCUACCAUUUUUGGUGCUCACAGCAUUCAAGUGAUUUCUUCCUAUAUUUCAAAGUACCCACUAUUCACCACACCUAGCUGGAAAGUGGCAAAUGUUGUAGAUUUGAUGUCUUCCAAAGGACAGGAGCAAUUUGGGGAUUCAAACCCAUGAUUCUCAUUUCGGCAUCCACUCAACUUUGACAUCUUUAAAAAAGCUGUUUUUAGGAUCUCAUAAAGAGAUAUAAAACACCUUCUUCCAAAAAAAUUUCCAAUGUUGAUGAUAACACUAUAGUGGAAUGCAUUAGCAUGUUUAGAUUGGUUGAACGGUCAUCCAUUACUAUGUCAUGUCUUAUCCCUUAUGAAUAUAUUCUUAUAUGAUGAGUAACUAUGAUUGCACAUUGCCUGCAAAAUGUCCUUUAAACCUCGUUCAUUGGAUCAACUUUGCUUAAUUUUUCAAGAUGGUGUGAAAUUGACCCCAUCAUUCUAAAUGAAUAUUGUUUGCUCUGAGACUGAGCGGCAUAUUUUUUAACCUGGAGUUGAGUCGUUCUGCCUCUCAACAGAUAAUAUGAUGGCAUUAUACUGCUUAUAAGGGGGAUAAUUCAAAGGAAACUAGUUGAAUGAAAUUCAGAAUAUGGCUAUUUGUACGUGUACAUAUGUGAAUAGAAUGCUAAUUAUGUCAAUAGUAUCUUUUUUGUACAGGAUCUAAACCUCAAUUAUUGUGAGUUGAUGGAAAUGCAUAAGUUAAACUUCAAAACAAUUGGGUACAUGUAAUGUACUGCAUUAUCAUUUAUUGAUACAUGUUAGCUGUAGGCUGGCAAUACUGUCGCAUUCACAGAUUAUAAGUACCGGUACUGCUAAUUUUUUGCUUCAUGGAGACAUGAAGAAGGCAUUCCUAACCUUGUACCCGGGACCCGUUCCACAAAGCAUUUUUUCAAUGACGAAUGAAAAAAAUGGAUUUCAGUAGCUUAUAACAAAGACUGUCAUUUAUCACCGAUAACAAGUUUCGUGAAACGGGCUCAUGGUUUCAUGCUAGAUGUAUAUUUGUAAUAUUUUGUCUUCGUUUAGUUUGGGUACAGAAAACACCGGAGAUGAAAGUCGUGCAUUUUGUAAAAGCUACAUUAAGUUUGUGUGAUUGCUUGAAAUAAAGUUGCAUUAUAUUCCUGA